Messenger RNA from Oryza brachyantha (malo sina), 2367 nucleotides. RefSeq names its product ABC transporter G family member 26. The coding region runs from base 155 to 2191 and encodes 678 amino acids. Gene Ontology annotation, molecular function: ATP binding; ATP hydrolysis activity; ABC-type transporter activity. Gene Ontology annotation, cellular component: membrane. The record is from RefSeq and is a predicted model, not a curated record. The transcript is spliced from 7 exons. Lineage: Eukaryota; Viridiplantae; Streptophyta; Magnoliopsida; Poales; Poaceae.
CUCCUCAUGCUCAUCCAUCCAUCCAUUCAUGCUGUCUCCCCAUGCAUUUCCUACUGCCUGAUUAAAAGGAAAGGCAGGUGUGUGCUUGGCUCUCUUUCUCUCUGAACCUGAACCUGGCACCCUUUCUCCUGUCUCUCUGUUGGGGGAGCAAAGCAUGGAGAUCAGCCAUGAGGAGAGGAUGGAGAUGUCCAUUGUGGAGCAGCUGCCCCCUUCCUCUCACCACAAUGGUGGCAGUGUUGAGGUUGACAUGGAGGAGGAUCACCUGUGGCCAGCCAAAGAUGGACCUCUUCCUAUAUUCCUUAAGUUUGAGAAUGUGGAGUACAAGGUGAAGCUCAGUCCAAAGAACCCACUGACAGCUGCAAGAGUAGCAUUUGCAUCUCACAAGAGUGCUGAGGAUCAGGGCAGCUGCAAGCACAUUCUGAAGGGCAUAGGGGGCAGUGUUGAUCCUGGUGAGAUCCUGGCACUGAUGGGCCCAUCUGGCAGUGGCAAGACAACGCUGCUGAAGAUACUGGGAGGCAGGCUUAGUGGUGGUGUCAAGGGCCAGAUUACCUACAAUGACACUCCCUACAGCCCCUGCCUGAAAAGGAGGAUUGGAUUUGUGACUCAAGACGACGUCCUUUUCCCCCAGUUGACAGUGGAGGAGACCCUUGUGUUCGCUGCGUUCUUGAGACUCCCAGCUCGCAUGUCCAAGCAGCAGAAGCGCGACAGAGUCGAUGCCAUCAUAACCGAGCUAAAUCUAGAGAGGUGCCGGCACACGAAGAUAGGUGGAGCAUUUGUGAGGGGCGUGUCGGGCGGCGAGAGGAAGAGGACGAGCAUCGGGUACGAGAUCCUCGUGGACCCCUCGCUGCUGCUGCUCGACGAGCCCACGUCCGGCCUCGACUCCACGUCGGCGACCAAGCUCCUCGUCGUGCUCCGCCGCCUGGCCAGGUCGGCGGCGCGGCGGACGGUCAUCACCACCAUCCACCAGCCGUCCAGCCGGAUGUUCCACAUGUUCGACAAGCUGCUGCUCGUCGCCGAGGGCCACGCCAUCUACCACGGCAGCGCCCGCGGCUGCAUGCCCCACUUCGCCGCCCUCGGCUUCGCCCCCGGCAUCCCCAUGAACCCCGCCGAGUUCCUCCUCGACCUCGCCACCGGCAACCUCGACGGCAUCUCCGCCCCGGACUCCCUCCGCGCCGCCUCGCCGGACUCCCUCGAGUUCAGGUCCCACGUCAUCAAGUACCUGCAGGCGAAGCACAGGGCGGCGAGCGAGGAGGCGGCGGCGGCGGCGAGGGUCGACGGCGGCGGCGGCGAGGGCGGGAUGGACGAGCUGGCGAAGCAGCUGAGGCUGGCGGUGCGGAUGAGGACGAAGGACAGGCGGAGCAUCGGCUGGCUGCAGCAGUUCGCCGUGCUGUCGCGGCGGACGUUCCGGGAGCGCGCCGCCGACUACCUCGACAAGAUGCGGCUCGCCCAGGCCGUCGGUGUCGCCCUCCUCCUCGGCCUCCUCUGGUGGAAGUCCCAGACCGGCAACGAGGCGCAGCUCAGAGACCAAGUGGGAUUGAUCUUCUACAUAUGCAUCUUCUGGACGUCGUCGUCGCUGUUCGGGUCGGUGUACGUGUUCCCGUUCGAGAAGCUGUACCUGGUGAAGGAGAGGAAGGCGGACAUGUACAAGCUGAGCGCCUACUACGCGAGCAGCACGCUGUGCGACGCCGUGCCGCACGUCGUCUACCCGGUGCUCUUCAUGGCCAUCCUCUACUUCAUGGCGGGCCUCCGCCGCACCGUCGCCUGCUUCUGCCUCACCCUCCUCGCCACGCUCCUCAUCGUCUUCACCAGCCAGGGCACCGGCGAGCUGCUCGGCGCCGCCAUCCUCAGCGUCAAGAGGGCCGGCGUCAUGGCGUCGCUCGUCCUCAUGCUCUUCCUCCUCACCGGCGGCUACUAUGUCCAGCAUAUACCGAAGUUCAUAAGGUGGCUGAAGUACGUGUCGUUCAUGCACUACGGGUUCAACCUGCUGCUGAAGGCGCAGUACCACGGCCACCUGACCUACGACUGCGGCGGCCGAGGAGGCUGCCGCCGGCUGCAGUCGUCGCCGUCGUUCGGCACCGUCGACCUCGACGGCGCCAUGCGCGAGGUCUGGAUCCUCCUCGCCAUGGCCGUCGCCUACCGCCUCCUCGCCUACCUCUGCCUGCGCAAGCGGAUCAGCCUCAUGCCCUUGUGAUCUCAUCUCGUCUUUCUUUCUGUCUGUCAGAUCGGCUUCGUUAAUUAAUUGCAGAAAGAUAGCAGUAACUCGUUGCAGUUUGCUGUGAACUGUUCAGAUGUGUAUCGAUCCUUUUUUUCUUUCUUUCGUCGCCGUCGUCUUCGAGAUGUAUUUUGAUCAUUUUUUCUUUCUGUCGU